Malassezia restricta is the source of this 1575-nucleotide messenger RNA. NCBI's taxonomy places the organism in Eukaryota, Fungi, Basidiomycota, Malasseziomycetes, Malasseziales, Malasseziaceae. The record is from the annotation of a RefSeq genome assembly.
AUGACUCGAUGGCUUUAUUCUACAAAUGCUAAAGAUAUUGGUACUCUUUACCUUAUCUUUGCUGUAUUCUCAGGACUACUAGGUACAGGAUUCUCAAUCCUAAUUCGUGCUGAACUAGCUGCGCCUGGUGUUCAAGUUCUGGGAGGAAAUCAUCAACUAUUUAAUGUGAUUAUUACAGCUCACGCAUUCCUAAUGGUAUUCUUCCUAGUAAUGCCAGCUCUAAUGGGUGGAUUCGGUAACUACUUCACUCCUGUAAUGGUAGGUGCUGUAGAUAUGGCUUUCCCACGACUAAAUAACAUUAGUUUCUGGCUACUAGUACCUAGCCUAAUUCUACUACUAGCAAGUGCUUUCGUAGAACAAGGGGCUGGAUCAGGAUGGACAGUUUAUCCACCACUGGCAGGACUACAAAGUCACUCAGGAGGUUCAAUUGAUCUAGCUAUCUUUAGUCUUCACCUAUCAGGUAUUUCAUCUAUGCUAGGUGCUAUGAACUUUAUGGUAACUAUCCUAAAUAUGCGAGCUUCAGGUAUGACUAUGUACAAAAUGCCACUAUUCGUAUGGUCAGUAUUUGUAACAUCAAUUCUACUAAUCACUACACUACCUGUACUAGCAGGUGCUAUUACAAUGCUACUAACUGACCGUAACUUUAAUACAUCAUUCUAUGAUCCAGCAGGAGGUGGUGAUCCAGUACUAUAUCAACAUCUAUUCCAUCCAGAAGUAUAUAUUCUAAUUAUUCCUGCAUUCGGAAUUGUAAGUCAAGUAGUAUCAACAUUCUCAUCAAAACCAAUCUUUGGUUACCUAGGAAUGGUAUAUGCUAUGAGUACAAUUGGAGUGCUAGGAAUGCUAGUAUGGUCACACCAUAUGUUCACUGUAGGUCUAGAUGUAGAUACACGUGCAUACUUUACAGCAGCUACAAUGAUUAUUGCUGUACCAACAGGUAUUAAGAUUUUCAGUUGGCUAGCUACAAUGUACGGUGGAUCUAUCCGACUAACUGCACCUAUGCUAUUCUGUGUAGGAUUCCUAAUUCUAUUUACAAUUGGAGGUAGUACAGGAGUAACUCUAUCAAAUGCAUCACUAGAUAUUGCAUUCCACGAUACAUACUAUGUAGUUGCUCACUUCCACUAUCAACUAUCAAUGGGUGCUUCAUUCGGAAUCUUUGCUGGAUUCUAUUAUUGGUUCCCAAAAAUUGUUGGUAAAACAUACAAUGAAACUCUUGCAAAAAUCCAUUUCUGGACAUUCUUUGUAGGAGUUAACCUAACAUUCUUCCCACAACAUUUCCUAGGUCUAGCAGGAAUGCCUCGACGUAUCCCUGAUUAUCCUGAUGCAUUUGCACCAUACAAUUACAUUUCUUCUCUAGGAAGUGUAAUCUCUGUAGCAGGUGUAUUCAUCUUUGCAUACCUAGUAUAUGAUGCACUAGUUUAUGGAGAAGAAGCAGAUAAUAAUCCAUGGGCAGUGCCAGGAUACUUCGAGUCAACACCAAUCUAUUGGCUAGAAGCUAAUCCAGCUACAUCACUAGAGUGGGCAGUAGAAUCACCUACACCAUUCCACGCAUUCCAUGUAGUACCAAAACAAUCUUAA